Messenger RNA from Vicia villosa (hairy vetch), 1434 nucleotides. RefSeq lists its product as uncharacterized. NCBI's taxonomy places the organism in Eukaryota, Viridiplantae, Streptophyta, Magnoliopsida, Fabales, Fabaceae. The record is from RefSeq and is a predicted model, not a curated record. The annotation marks the transcript as partial. The transcript has 4 exons.
AAAAUAUAUACAUUAUUACCGCCUUCAAGUUCUACAAGAACCCAUUCCCUCCUUCACCGCCCCAAAUUCUUCGCAACUCUCUCUCCUCUCUCUCUCCUCUCUCUCUCUCUCUAUAUUUCUCUCGCAUUUUUUUCAGUGUCUCCAAUCAGUAUCUUCAAACUGGCGUUCGAGAAUCAAGACACAGUUCGUGAAAUCAAACCCAAGAAUAGGAGAAUCAUGGGUGCUGGAGGACCUGAUGAUGAAGAAAAUAGAUGGCCUCCAUGGUUGAAACCUCUGCUGAAAGAACGUUUCUUUGUUCAAUGUAAGAUGCACGCUGAUUCACAUAAGAGUGAGUGUAACAUGUACUGUUUGGAUUGUAUGAAUGGUGCUCUUUGUUCUCUGUGUCUCAAUUAUCAUAAAGAUCAUCGCGCUAUUCAGAUAAGGAGGUCUUCAUACCAUGAUGUGAUUAGGGUGAAUGAGAUUCAGAAGGUGUUGGAUAUUUCCGGGGUUCAAACAUAUAUUAUCAACAGUGCUAGGGUUGUGUUCUUGAAUGAGAGACCUCAGCCGAGGCCCGGCAAAGGCGUCACCAACACUUGCGAAGUCUGCGAGCGCAGUCUCCUCGACUCGUUUCGAUUCUGUUCUCUUGGUUGCAAGAUUGUUGGAACAUCGACGAAUUUCCAGAAGAAGAGCAAGUUAGCUUCCAUGAUAUCAGACUCAGAGGAUUCAUACAGCAGCAGUUGCAGCCAUGGAAAGCUGAAGAACAACAUCAAGGUGCAAAGCUUCACUCCUUCAACACCACCACCAACUUCAGUUAAUUACAGAACAGCCAAAAGAAGAAAGGGAAUUCCGCAUCGUGCCCCAAUGGGAGGACUAGUCUUGCAAUACUAGUGAACAAAUUUUAGGUUAUUGCUAUAAUGCCCUUAAUGAACCCAGCUAACUCCUUUAACGUCAGAGAUUUCCCGCAUUUACAUUGUCAGAAGAUGUGAAUGUGAGAACUUUCGACCGAAGGAAUCUGGGUUCUUUAAUAUAUAGAUACAAAGGAAAUCUGAAGUGUUUGUCUAAAUGCUGCUCAUCAGUUCCAGUGCUAGAGCUUUUUGGUGAAAAGGGCCAGUGCUUGAAGUGUUGUUGGUGUUAAUAGUUAAUAGUGUUUGUUUUUGUGUAUAUAGGAAAAAUCCAAUAGGGGUGGAAAAAUGUUGUAUAAGCAGAAAAAUAAAACAUCUGUAAAAUACUAGUUUGAUAAAAAGGAACGGUGUAGGAAAAUAAGCUAAAAGUUCCUUUGGACCAAAGCUAAAGAUGGUAAUGACAACAGUAUAGGUUGGUUUUCUAGAGUAAUUAGGUGGGGUGUAAAUAGUGAAAAUGGUGACAAUGACAGUGUACUCUUUACAAAUAUAGGUGGACUCUAUAUGUAAAAUUGUGAAAUACAUAAUAAUGAUAAAUUUUAUAAUAUUUUGUGUA